This is a messenger RNA of Pseudogymnoascus destructans, 936 nucleotides long. RefSeq lists its product as uncharacterized. The record is from RefSeq and is a predicted model, not a curated record. Bases 1 to 936 code for a protein of 311 amino acids. NCBI's taxonomy places the organism in Eukaryota, Fungi, Ascomycota, Leotiomycetes, Thelebolales, Thelebolaceae. The transcript is spliced from 3 exons.
AUGAUGGUGGACUUCAAGAAGCCCUUCAAUCGCAAGAAUCACAAGACCGUUCGUCCGAAACGGCCAGAGUAUGAAGAUAAAAACGUACAGCCACGUCUGCCCAAAACUCGUGAGCGAUCGUUGUCUUUGUAUGAACCUGGUCAGCAUACAUUAGGGCUCCUGCGGAAGCUACCGAUCGAGCUUCGUCGUCGCAUCUACGACAAAGUCCUCAGCCAUCGCAAAGUCCACUUGAUGUUUGAAUUCGCACCGCGCAAGUACCGUAGGGACAUAACGAAUAAGAAAGAGAUCUUAGAGUGGCGAUGGUGGCAUUGCAUCUGCACCUGGGACCAAACCGAGGAUGAUGGCUUCCGGAGCAUCUGGUUUGACCGGUGCAAAGAUGGAGUUAGUGAUGGGAAUCCAGGCCCUCCGAACGGAAUGAUGGGCAAACUGAAGCUGGAUUUUGCGAUUCUACUAACAUGUCGACAAAUAUACUCAGAAGCAAUCGACAUACUUUACUGCACCACAACAUUUGAUUUUGGCACUCGACAGCUCCUAUGCGAUUUUCCGUCUUUAGUCCUCCCACAGCGCUUUGCACUCAUCGGCGCCAUUGAGAUGUUAUGGGAAUUUAUCGGUCUGGGUUUAUCGCCCAUCGACACCAAACAGACGCAACUGUAUCAGGACAUGUGGGCCAUGUUUGCCGCUAUGCCCAGCCUCCGGCACCUCAGGGUCGCGGUCGCAGCUCAUGAAUGUCCUUAUCCCGCACCGCCUGACUUGAAGGAAGUGUGGUUAGGGCCUCUAAAGCAGCUAGGAAAAAUGGAUCUUUUUGAGGUGCUGGUUCCUGUUUCGUAUGCGAGAAGUUUCAAUUUCAGCGUCGAUGAGGGGUCGAAUUUUACGCUGGAUUCAUUCCCGGAUAUAUUCACGAUGCAAUAUUGUUUUGGGACAUCGGCCAAUAGGUGA